UUAUUUUGAAGAAAAUAUUCAACAAAUUCUUAUUUUUGUUGCAGAUUUAUAUACUUAUUUUUAUAUGUUCAAUUAUAUUUAUUAUUUUCUAUGCAUUUAUCGUAAAACAAAUGCGUAUAGACGUAGCUAGCAUAGAUCACUGCGAAACGCACGCUCUAUCAAAAAAAGAUAUACAUAUGAAAAAUUGAAAAAUAUGCGUCUAGUAACACUAAUUAUAUUAACCCAAUGAAACCAUCUUUAUGUACGCGUAAAGGGAAUAACUAAACAAUAAUACGAUAGUCGCAUAGUGGGGUCAGCGUUCCCUAUUUGUAUUCGUAGUUCAUAUUUUGUCCAUACCUAUCGUUGAAGUCACAUAUGCUUUGAACAAAAGGUAGAGAACACCCUUAAUAUAGAUUUCUUGAUAUUUUCUUCGAGCACAUAUAUUGUUGAAUUUUAGUUUUUAAUUAGCUACUAAAUGUUGCUGUUUAUAAAAAAAAUAUAGUUUAUGUAUAUACGUAUACAAAAAUAUAGAGGAAAAAUAUUAUUCAUUUUAAACAAAAAUAAAAUUUUGUCUUUCAACAAGAUUUUUUAUGUAAAAUUUGUACUAUGGAUCAGAAGAGAGAAUUUUUCAACGGGUUCUUUUUAUUUGUUCAGCUGCACUACGUAUUUUAUAGUGGUGCUUCCAUUGAUUACUUCAUCGUCGUGUAAUUCGUUAGUCUGUUCGGUGUACUUCUACUGAUGUCAUGUUCAUUGGUUUCCUCUUUGUUCGUGGUGUAUCUUUUCAUGGCGUUUUAAUGCCCCAAACAUAACUUUGAUUGAAAAUCGAUCAUGCCAAAAAUUAUUUGAUGAAAAACGGCCAACAAAUUAUAAUCAUGAACGAAUAAAGACACUGUAUUAUACUUCAUUUUAUUAUUUUCUACAUGUAUGCAUGCUGAAUAAAAGAGUUAUUCCGGCUAUUUAAUCAACAGAUUAUUUUAUUUUAUUGAGAUAUUAUUUGAGAAAAAAUGGAAAAAAAUACUCAUUAUAUAGAGACUACAUUUAUGAAAUAUGAACAUCCAAAAUAUUUGUGGUCUGUCGAAGAAUUCUUUGAUGAUACAAUAAAAAUAUCACCCAUGUUUCUAUUGCCAUCUUGUUCAUAUGCAGUCACAAUGAUGUAUCAAAAUGAUGAUCUUAUUCUGCAAUUUGAUUUUAAGAAGAACCAUUAUGGUGGAUAUUUAUUUGUUAUAUGUAAUAUAUUACAUUUAGAACAAGCAAGACAGAUUAUAGAUAAGACCCAUAAAAUAAUCAAAUAUGAAGAUCUGAUGUUAGAUGAAGAAGAAUUUGAUGUGUCACUUGAAGUCACUCAUAUAUUUCCUGUGACUAAACAAUUGCCCAAUUUCAAGUUAAAACAAUUACCAACAAUAAUGAGACAUAUAACUUCAUUGCAAAGUAAUUCAGAAUUAAGUGACCUAUCAAUUUAUGUUGAAGAUUCAGUGUUUCCUGUGCAUAAAUGUAUACUUGCAGCACAUAGUCCUAUAUUUAGAAACAUGUUCACAAUUGGAAUGAAAGAACAAAAAGAUAAGAAAAUUUAUAUAACUAAUAUAGCAAAAGAAACAUGUAACUCUAUGUUGUCUUAUAUAUAUACUAACAAAUUUAAUGAUUUAGAUAAUAUUGCAAAUAAUCUUAUUUUUAUAGCUGACAUGUAUAACAUACAAGAUUUGGUAGAAUUAUGUAAAGAAACUUUAAUCAAGAGCAUGAAUGUAGAAAAUGUGUUUGACACUCUUAUUAUUGCAGAUAACUUACAUAUAAAAGAUCUAGAAUUACACUGUCUUCAAUAUAUAUCAAAAAACAGGAAAAAUAUUAAUUCAAAGAAGAAAUAUGAAGACAUAAAGAAAUAUUCAAAUAUAGUAAUCAAACUUGUGGAUUUCAUGAUGAACUGAAAAUACUUUAUUAUUUUAUCAAAAACUUAGUGUAUUAAAUUAAUAGAAAUAACUAAUAAAUUCUUAAUAAAUUCUUUUUUACUGUUUCAUA
Molecule: messenger RNA, 1989 nt
Organism: Vespa velutina
Lineage: Eukaryota; Metazoa; Arthropoda; Insecta; Hymenoptera; Vespidae
Product: protein maternal effect lethal 26-like
Exons: 2
Coding region: 984-1898 (304 amino acids)
Biological process (GO): regulation of proteolysis; proteasome-mediated ubiquitin-dependent protein catabolic process
Cellular component (GO): cytoplasm
Molecular function (GO): ubiquitin protein ligase binding
Source: RefSeq, a predicted model, not a curated record